Messenger RNA from Symsagittifera roscoffensis, 1134 nucleotides. Its product is annotated as 14-3-3 protein zeta-like. Gene Ontology annotation, biological process: intracellular protein localization; signal transduction. Gene Ontology annotation, cellular component: cytoplasm. The coding region runs from base 111 to 905 and encodes 264 amino acids. The record is from RefSeq and is a predicted model, not a curated record. NCBI's taxonomy places the organism in Eukaryota, Metazoa, Xenacoelomorpha, Acoela, Convolutidae. The transcript has 5 exons.
CGAAUAAAUUUGUUUGCAAUCAUUUUGAAUUCAGCAACAAGAAUAUUUUCCCUACUAAGCGCUGAAAAAGACGAGAGACCGAGAAUUGGCUUCCUGUUACGCAAAUUAAAAUGGCCACCAAAUCGAGAGAAGAACUUGUCGCUAAAGCCAAGAUUGCCGAACAGGCUGAAAGGUACGAUGACAUGGCCGACGCUAUGAAGCAAGUGACUGUGAAUCUGGGUCUUACUGAAUUGCUGAGUACCGAUGAGAGGAAUUUGCUCUCUGUAGCAUACAAGAAUGUCGUUGGAUCUAGACGAGCAUCGUGGAGGGUGAUUAGCAGCAUUGAAGGAAAAAAUCAUAACGACGAGAGAAAGAAAGAACUUGCCAAAGAAUACCGUGAAACAAUCGAAAAGGAGCUGAAUAAAAUCUGCACAGAAGUCUUGGAGCUCUUAGACGAGUAUCUUAUCCCCAACUCGGAAACGGAAAAGAAAAAGGACCCCGAAGUUACACCCGACAGUCAGCAAUCGCCCAAAGGUCUUGAAAGUCUGGUCUUCUAUUUGAAAAUGAAGGGAGAUUAUUACCGAUACCUAGCUGAAGUGAAGAGCGAAGGAGAGGGAGAAGAAAUCACGACGAAAUCCGAAAAAGCUUACGAUAAAGCUUAUGAAGAAUCUAAAAUUUUGCUGCCUACUCACCCUAUCAGACUCGGACUGGCCCUCAAUUUCUCAGUCUUCUACUACGAGAUAAAGAACAAACCCGAGAAAGCGUGUGAACUUGCUAAAAAGGCGUUUGAUGACGCAAUUGCCGAACUAGAUCAAUUGAAAGAAGAAAGCUACAAGGACUCAACACUGAUAAUGCAAUUGCUUCGGGACAACUUGACUCUAUGGACCUCGGAUAAUACCAAUGACGAGGAACAGGAGCAACAGUAGUGAACUGGCCUUAGAAGGCUGAAUAUCUUGCUUGCAUAAAUUUUGUUUUGUUUUUUUAAUUGAAUGUGAUAAAGUUCCCUGAUUUUUUUCCAUGUUCCACAGCUUGGUGCAUUCAAUGUCCACUUGAUUGUACUAUGUACUCAAGUAGCAAACUGAAUAUUGAUUAUUUAUAUCCAACUAAUCUUCGGGGCGAUUGCUUCGUAUCUCGAAUAGAAUUUUUGUUACUGUC